Molecule: messenger RNA, 4652 nt
Organism: Bursaphelenchus xylophilus (pine wood nematode)
Lineage: Eukaryota; Metazoa; Nematoda; Chromadorea; Rhabditida; Aphelenchoididae
Source: the annotation of a GenBank genome assembly
AUGUCGUCCAUGGUGGUUCGAGAUGAGAUCGGGGAUCAGGAAUACAACAAAUUUGGGACAUUUCGCCGUUCGCUGCGGCAAAUUAAUCCCUUUAAAAGCCGGCUGUUCCGAUUGCCGGCAACGCCAAGGUUAACGAGGGCAAGGAAGGGUAAGAGCGAGGAAAUCAUGGGCUAUUCAAAGCUCUUUCACUUUGAGUUACACUAAGUUAUUGCAUAUACUACAUCAUAUAACUUAAUAUAACCUCAAUAAUACUUUCAGGCCUCAGCAAAGCCGAAGAACCGACCAGUUGGAACUUCGAACGGCCUCUUUAUGGCUCUCAAAUGACCAACUCGGCCGUCACGGAGACCAGUUCGGCCGUUUACGAACAGAAUCCCAUGUGUAUGACGGUGCCUUCUGACAGUCCGGCCCUUCUUCGCAGCCUCCCACCUCGAGAGAAUGGGGUUGGAGGGAGCUGUCGAGUACGGAAUAAUCGACAUUCCCGACCGCCUCUUCCCAGCUAUGUAAGUGUGAAAGAUGGGUUUUUGAAGAGAGAUUUGAGGAUGAUUUAUGAUAGGGAAUGGGGAGUUGAGGAGGGUCAUUUGUCCGGAAAUUAAGGGUGUUUUCAAAACUCCCCAAGAAAUUCGACUCUCCUAAUCAUCUCUACUUUGCCUACCAUAUGUAAAUCACACAUUUCAGCACCCUCCCAACGCCCAAGAAGCCGAGGAAGUAAUCCAUGAGCACAUGAAGAACUUGAUGAUCAACUCCAACCAUCAACGACAGUUACAAUUCCUCCCCAACACCUCGUAUGAUCAUUCUGGGGAAGUGUAUGACGCCUCAUGGAGAGACUGUAAAAGUCAUGUCGAGAUCCCUACAGCUUCAGCUCAAUCAACAAUCUCCUGUUUACCGGCUGGUCGUCCAGCAAUGAGAUCGUUGAGUUAUGGAGCGAGAGAUGAGCCUCCAACUACGAGACAUCGUCCCCAAUAUCACCUCAAUGGGCUGUUUCAUCAGCCCAGCAUGAAAAGUUUGGUGGAUCAGAGUGCAAUCCUCAAGAAUAAGGUAAAUUAAACUUUUUGGUGACAAUUGUUUGACAAUUUAGCCGUCGUUUUUGUUCGAAAUGCAUGACUUUACUCCCGAAAACACCUCUGAUGUUGUCUUCUUGGGCAGAGAAUGGCUAUUCAAAGAAUUACAUCAAACUGUAAUCGCCGAACAAGCCAAGAUUACAUUGAUAAGAGGUGCAAAUGGCACUGGAAAGACCGCAAUCAUGCGCCAACUUCUUUUACACUCAUCCUUCUACGCGAAAAAGGUAAGACAACACUCAUAAGUAGUAAUGUUAACCUUAUACUCUUGCAGAAUUCAAACGGAGAUACUGUGGAUUCGGGUAUUGUCGUUGGAAAUCAAGGCUCCAAUGACUCCACAGUCAGCUCCAAAAAUUACGAAUGGUUGAGGAAAGUUGCAAACAAAGUCGUUGCCUAUCAUGAAUGUCAUUUAUAUUCAUCAAAUACUUGUGGAAUUCCUGAAUUCAUACAAAAUCUAGCCUCAUAUCUCCGAGCCAAUCCGGCCAUGAAGGAUUACAACGACCUAAUUGAAGAGAACGAUGAUCUCCUUCAACUUUUAGAAGGCGAAAACGAGGCUUUGAAGUUGUCGCCGAUCAAAUUAUUUACCAAACUCAUCGUAGAGCCGUUGAAUUUGGUGGAUAAACUUGAUUCGAAGCCCGAUACCGCGAUGAUUGUGGUGGAUGCCAUUGAUGAAGCCGAAUUUCAUCGAAACGAAAACGGAGAAUCGAUUUCAUGGCUUAUCCGAGAAUGCCAUCAUCUACUACCUCCAUGGAUCCGAUGGAUUCUAACCGCCUCAACUGAGAAUAUUCCCUUUGCCGGCGCUGAGGCCAGAUCUCUUUGGAUCGAUGACAUGGAACUCGAUGAGAGAGUGGCUCGAGAUAUGCGAUUGCUCGUUGAUUACCGAUUAACCACGAAUCCUCAAUUGGAGAAGAGAAUCUGCGAACAACGUCCUCAAUCUCCGAACCAAGUGCUCUGCGAUUUCGUCGAUGAAAUUGUUCAACGAGCCAAAGGAAACGCGCUGUUCAUUAUAUUGUUGAUGGAUAUCAUCGAGAAUGACCUCAUCCAGAUGCGGAACACUACCUUGUCUCUCUUGCCUCAGGACCUCAACCAACUCUACCUCUUGUAUUUUAACUGUAUUUUCACGUGAGUCCUUGCAACAAUUGCGUAACCCCAAAAAUUAUAUUGCUUUAGCUGUUACUUUGAUCCCUAGUUUGAUCUAUUUUCAGUUCUCUCCAACAGUUCCACGCUGCAUCAACGGUAAUGAGCGUGAUCCUGGCCUCAUUACGUCCGCUGACUUUCGAAAGGUUAUUAAAAAUUAUGAAUUCGGGUAAUGCUAACUAUGGUUUAUCCCCCAAGGAGUUGGAAAACAGGUACGUAACUCAUAUCUCAUGCUUAAAUCGAUUCAGGUUAUACUUGCUAAGUCCAUUUGUAUGUAAACUCUCUACUGGUGCGUAUGUUCAAUGUCAUAAUUCGUUGCGGGAAUGGUUGUUACAUGGGAGUAAUCAUACCGAUUAUCUUAUCAAUGUCAGGUAAGUACCCCUUUCUACAUAUCUGUACGAGCUGUUCUAUUCUACCCACUAAAUAUCAUCUUUCCAGAUAUGGCCACCUUCUUCAUGGUCUAUACUACACCAGAAAAGGUGAUAGUACCCCGGAAGACCUGUUCGAAUUAGGACAUCAUCUUCUGAAGGCCAAUCCCCACAAAUAUAUGCCUCCAGAUAUGGCCCCGGAAAUGCCGACUGGCCGAGAUGCGCAGGUCCUAUGGAUCCAAAGAUGUGCCGGAACCAAAGUUCAGAGUGCGCUCUUAUACCAACGGAAUGUUUUCUACCCAAACAACAAAGUGACUCGUCUACUUUUGAUGGCCGGAGCUCAAACCAACAUCUUUUGGCAUGAGAACCAAGAGCCUCUGCUCUGUUCGUAUGCUCGAUCUGGCAAUCUUAUUCUUCUACAACUCCUAAUCCACUAUGGAGUGGAGGUCAAUUGUUGCAGCAGAUCGACUGGCAUGAGUCCAUUAAUGCACGCAGUUAGAGAGAAUCACAAAGAAGCUGUCAAACUACUACUAGAAGCAGGAGUGGACAUUUGCAUGAGAGACAGUGUGGGACAGACAGUUAUGGUCCAUUCGGCAUUAGCAGGGUCUGUAGACAUGUUCGCACUCAUUUACGAUUGCGAUUGGGGAGAGAAUGCGAACAAAAUCAAAGCGGAUCAAGUCCAACAUAGUCUAGAAUUAGCGACAAAAGCCGGCCAGAUCGAACUAGUCGAAUUCAUCCUCAACAAAACUGAUGUCAAUGUAAAUCUUGUGAACAACAUGCUGAUAGCCUGUUCCAAUGGUCAAUUGGAGCUAGUUCAAUACUUCUUAGCAAAGGGUGUUACUCUUUCCAAAGAUCAGAGAUACGAUGGGAAAUCCUCAUUAAUAUGCGCCGUGGAGUCUGGCUCGUGGGAUCUGGUGGUCAGUGUUCUGAAUGGCUAUGACGGAGAGAUCAAUAAAGAUCUCGUGGAUGGAACUCAGUGGAAUGCGCUGAUUGUGGCGAGCAGAUUGGGCCAUAUUGGACUAGUGGAUUUGUUGUUGAAUAAAGGUGGGAUCUCUAUAUGGCGUUACUUUGAAAAUCUAUAAGCAAAUCAAGUCAGGAAUCCAUAACUAAAUUGAUUUCAGGAAUCGACAUAAACCAUCAGGAUGUUGAGGGCCUCUCCGCCCUUUCGCAUGCUAUUCUGAAUGAGCAAUUCUCAUUGGCUUCACAAUUAAUCAACCGAAAAGCUGAUAUCAACGUCGUGGACAAAGAUGGGAACACCUUGUUACAUCUACUAGCGAUUCAUCAUAAUAAAUCACUCGUUGAUCGGCUAUUAGAAAGUGGACUUCAGGUCGAUGCGAAGAACAAUGACGGUAAGAGAUGGAUAAAGUGAUUUUAGAAAGUCUUUGAAAUUGCCGAUGAUACCAGAGAUCUACAUAAAUAAAAACUCUAAAAGGGUCUUACGAAUAUCAUAUCGACCUAUAAAACCCAUCAUUUUUCAGGUAUGCGAGCAGUAGAGAUAGCCUUAACCAACGGCAAACAGAACGCAGUAGAUGUUUUCCUCCGCCGCGGCGCACGUCUUCGUUCGCUGACCUGGAAAAUCGCCGCCGAAUCGAAUCCUCAACAUGUUAUCUCACUAAUCCGAAAGUUAUUCGACGAUGGACGCACAUUAUACAGGAGGAACCGGUUCGAAGAAGCCAUGCAUCGAUUCCACCAUGCCCUCGAGAAAUGCACCGAAUUUCUUAUUGACGAAAACACUUUCACCCCACUAAUUGCAUCAUCAACAACAACGAAGAACAAGACCAACAAGAACAACACGAUCGAGGCGAUACAACCACAACUUCGACUGUGCAAAUGCGAGUUGUUGUACACAGUAGCGGACAUCAAGCGACAAAACAACGAAUUCCCGGAAGCCGUAAAGCUCGCCGGAGAAGCGCUCCGUUAUGCGGACACGGAGAAUGUGGCAUUUCAAUUACAUUAUUUCCGAGCGAAAUGCUACUUUGAUCAAGGAAAGGCGCAUGAUGCUCGUUCUGAGGCACAAUUAGCCGCCACUCUGAGGCCAGACAAUGGAGACAUACAAGUUUUGCUGAGCGCAUUGAACUCCCCCCGUGUUUAA